AUGGGGGACAAUAAAACUCCCAAUGGCGGGUUUAUCGAUUCUGAGCGCUUCCUAGAGCUCGUUGCUGCCGCUGCGCAUCCUGCAAGCUCCAAUCUUCCUUCCGACAACCUCGCUCAGUCACUGGGCAUCCAGGGCCUCCCAACCGCUUCCGAUGCCAUCAAGCAGCUGGAGUCUGACGUAUUAUCUCCUCCUAAGGACCUCUCUGAGGACUUGUGGCGCUGGCAGGUCCCUCUGCCUACGCAGGUUCCCUUCCCUCCGUUGACCCUAACCCCGCUUCCGGCAACGCACACCGUCGCCCCAACCUUCCGCGGCAUUGACGGCACGUUCACGCAUUGGCGCGAUGCCCUCGCUCCUAAGCAACCGUUGCACCCCAACCUCUCGUCAUCAAUGCAGCGUGAGCCAGGCGCGCUCAAGAACUUUGUCCGCGGCAAGAGCACGAACGCGCCUUUCCUUCCAGGUGGACUGGAACCGGCUGUGACCCCUGAAGAGGUGGAGGAGGACCUUGCUGAGGAAGAGGGAUGGAAGACGCGGGCGCCAGGCCUCAAGCGCGGCCUUCAGUUGGACGGCGCGGACGAGUUCCUCGUUGAGAUGCUUGGGCAGCAGUCGAUGGCAACUAAGGCAAGAAGGCGAAGGCGUGGCGGUGACGAGUCUCCGACACUCGAGGUCUCGCGGCUGGGUGACGAUGACAUCGCCACGCCGGACAGCGAGGAGCGGCUCGGCGCACCUUCUUCUCGCAAGAACGUGGACGAUCUGCUACCUGUCGGCCGUUUGCCAGCCCCACCGCCGGCUCGGAGAAAUCUUAUUAAGGCGGCCGAGAAGAAGGAGUGGGCCCACGUCGUUGACGUUAACCAGGAGCUCGUCAACUUCCGCGAGCUGGUCCCCGAGAUGGCUCGAGAGUACCCCUUCGAGCUCGACAAUUUCCAGAAGGAGGCCGUGUACCGUCUUGAGAUGGGUGACUCUGUCUUCGUCGCCGCGCACACAUCGGCCGGUAAGACUGUCGUGGCAGAAUAUGCCAUCGCCCUUGCUGCGAAGCACAUGACUCGCGCUAUUUACACCUCGCCUAUCAAGGCGCUGUCAAAUCAGAAGUUCAGAGACUUCAAGACGACGUUUGACCCAUCGACCGUGGGCAUUCUAACAGGAGAUGUUCAGAUCAACUCGGAAGGAAGCUGUUUGAUCAUGACGACCGAGAUUCUGCGAAGCAUGCUCUACAAGGGUGCAGACUUGAUCCGUGACGUCGAGUUUGUAAUCUUUGACGAAGUGCACUACGUCAACGACGCGGAGCGUGGUGUCGUGUGGGAGGAGGUUAUCAUCAUGUUGCCCGAGCACGUGAAUAUCAUCCUGCUUUCCGCCACUGUGCCAAAUACCAAGGAGUUCGCAGACUGGGUUGGGCGGACGAAGAAGAAGAACAUCUACGUCAUCUCAACCCCCAUGCGCCCAGUCCCUCUUGAGCACUUCCUCUGGGCAGGUAAGGAGCUGCACAAGAUUGUCGACUCGAAGGGCCAGUUUUUGGGCAACGGAUACAAGAAUGCGGGGGAUGCGCUGCGGCGGAAGCAAGACAAGGAGCGCGAGGCCGCCGGCCUUCCUCCACUCACCCGCACCGGCGGACGAGGAGGUGCCCCGACAAAGGCGCGCGACCUCCCCACUGGCAAGCCGGCCCCAUUCACGCGCGUCGGCGGCGGUCGGACACACGCCAACCGUGGGGGUGGCCAAGGCGCACCCGGUUCAGCUCAACGGGGCGGCGGCGGCGGCGGGGGUGGUGGUGGUGGAGGAGGUGGGCGUCGACCAGGUCGCGGGCAGCUCGACCAGAACGUCUGGACGCACCUCAUCGCCCACCUGCGCAAGAACAAUCUUCUUCCUGUUGUCAACUUCGUCUUCAGCAAGAAGCGCUGCGAGGAGUACGCGCAGACCUUAUCGAGCACAGACCUGUGCGACGCCAAGGAGAAGAGCGAGGUUCACAUUGUGUGGGACCGCGCGCUCCAGCGCCUGAAGGGGUCGGACAGGACACUGCCUCAAAUCUUGCGCAUGCAGGUUGUCGAGAUCCUCUUCGCGCGCGGUCUCGUCAAGGUGCUCUUCGCGACAGAGACGUUCGCCAUGGGUGUCAACAUGCCAGCAAAGAGCGUCGUCUUCUCUGGUAUCCGGAAGCACGACGGCACAGGCUUCCGCAACCUGCUCCCGGGAGAGUACACGCAGAUGGCUGGGCGUGCUGGUCGACGUGGUCUCGACACGACUGGCACUGUCAUUAUCCUCAGCGGUGGCGACGAGCUUCCAGGUGUCAAGGAGUUGCAGGAGAUGAUGCUCGGGGUGCCCAAUCGACUCACGUCACAGUUCCGCCUCACAUACAACAUGAUCCUCAAUCUUCUCCGCGUGGAGGCUCUCAAGGUCGAGGAGAUGAUCAAGCGUUCGUUUUCGGAGAACGCGGCGCAGAAGCUCGCGCCAGAGCAGCAGAAGCAGGUCGAGCAGACGGAAAAGCUCCUUGCGAAGCUGCCGAACGUCGAGUGUGACGUGUGCAGUACCGACAUCAGCGCGUUCUAUGACCUCUCCACAGAGGUGGUGCGCCUGAAUGCGCAGAUCAUGCGCCAGGCCGCGUGGGCCCCUGGAAAACAGUUCGUCCCUGGCCGCAUCGUUCUCCUCCGCGAUGGGCAUUACCCAGGCAACGUCGCCGUCAUCUUGAGGAACGCCCCGUCGAUUGUGCAGGAGGGCACCAAGCGUGAUACCCGGGCGUUCUGGGUUAUUGCGCUUGUCACCAAGGGCCAGAAGAGCAAGCGUGAGGACAUCAAGGACUCGGAAGUGAUGCCGCGCUGGCCCCCAGCCCUGCCGAACAGCAUUAAUUACCCCCACUGGGAGCUCGCCGCGGUGGACUCCACUUCAGUUGCCUUUGUGACGAGCCGUAUCCACAAGGCCGAUGUGAUAUCGAUCCUCGACAAGCGCUCGAAGGAGGCCUCAUUCCAGACUAUGGACGAGCUGGUUAAGAUUCAAGCCGAGUUGGCAUCAGGAAACUCGUUCGAGGAGUUUGACUGGUCGCGCCUGUCCAAGCUCGAGUUCCAGGAUCUGCUCCGACACCGCAUCGCGCUUUCGGACCGUAUCUCGAAGCUGGGCUGCCAGCUAUGCAAGGACUUUGAGGACCACUACGAGAUCAUCCAUGAGCGCAAACAGGUCGAGAACAGCCUCAAGGCGCUGCAACUGGCGCUCUCCGACCAGAACCUUGAACUCCUGCCUGACUACAACUCGCGCAUAGAAGUGCUCAAGGAGCUGCAGUUCAUCGACGAGAACGCGACCGUGCUUCUCAAGGGCCGCGUGGCGUGCGAGAUCAAUUCGGCCCACGAGCUCAUCCUCACAGAACUGAUACUCGACAACGUGCUCGCAGACUAUUCGCCGGAAGAGGCCGUCGCCUUGCUCUCCGUUUUCGUUUUCGUCGAGAAGACUGAGUCGCAGCCCCAGAUCCCCGCCAAAAUUGCGCAGGGACUGGACAUUAUCUACGCGAUCGCGGACAAGGUGGAGAACACGCAAUUACGGCAGCACGUUGCGUUCGAUGACUUCCGAGAGAAGUUCAAGCCUGGCCUUGUCGAGGUGGUGUAUGAAUGGGCCCGUGGAAUGCCGUUCUCGGAGAUCACGAACCUCACGGACGUGCCCGAGGGCAGUAUCGUGCGUAUCAUCACGCGCUUAGAUGAGACAUGCCGCGAGGUCCGCGACGCGGCGCGCGUCAUUGGUGACGCGGACCUGUUCCAGAAGAUGGAGGCCGCGCAGGCGCUAAUUAAGCGUGACAUUGUGUUCGCGGCCAGCUUGUACCUUUAG
Messenger RNA from Cutaneotrichosporon cavernicola, 3792 nucleotides. RefSeq lists its product as uncharacterized. Lineage: Eukaryota; Fungi; Basidiomycota; Tremellomycetes; Trichosporonales; Trichosporonaceae. Gene Ontology annotation, cellular component: Ski complex. Bases 1 to 3792 code for a protein of 1263 amino acids. Gene Ontology annotation, molecular function: ATP binding; RNA helicase activity; RNA binding. Gene Ontology annotation, biological process: nuclear-transcribed mRNA catabolic process, 3'-5' exonucleolytic nonsense-mediated decay. The record is from RefSeq and is a predicted model, not a curated record. The transcript is spliced from 18 exons.